Dermacentor andersoni is the source of this 882-nucleotide messenger RNA. Lineage: Eukaryota; Metazoa; Arthropoda; Arachnida; Ixodida; Ixodidae. The record is from RefSeq and is a predicted model, not a curated record.
GCACCAUUUUAACCAAUGAAUUACCUUUUCCUCAUAGCACCACUGCCUCGUGAAACACUAAAUGAAUUGACGUCCAACUGUGUGGCGGUCUUCAUUGGAGGGUACGACACUACACGGCUGGUAUUGACUUUCUGGUUUUAUCUGAUGGGAAGACAUCCUGACAUACAGGAGAAAAUGCGGCAAGAAGUUCUUGAAGCUUUCGAAAAAGAAGGAGAUCACCUAUCAUUCCAGACUAUUAUGGCACUUCCUUAUACGAACCAAGUAAUUUCUGAGACCAUGCGAAUCUAUCCAACAUCAACCACGUUUACAUCGCGGUGUGCGGAAGAAGACUAUCAAUGUGGGAAAUAUAUCAUUAAGAAAGGAACGUCGGUAAUAGCGCCUACGUAUUUGCUGCAUCAUGAUCCGGCAAACUGGCACGAACCGGAAAAGUUUGUCCCAGAAAGGUUCAGUCCAGAAAAUAAGCACUUAGUCAACCCAACUGUGUACCAACCCUUCGGUCUGGGCCCCCGGAUAUGCAUCGGAAUGCGUCUGGCGCUUCUCGAGAUAGCCUCAGCUACUGCUCAGGUGCUUCGCCACUAUCGUAUCACCCUGGGCAUCAGUCAGAAGCAUGACCUUGAGCUGGACACAUGCUCCUUCCUGGUCAUUCCUAAAGAAAGUGUGCGAAUUCGUUUGCACAGACUCAAAGGCGCCAAGUAAAUCUUCAAGUGGCACUUGAUCAGAAUGCAUCUUACUCUAUUGGCAGGAGACACUAGUACGAAAUAAAAAAAAAGCACUGUUCUUCAAACAUAUUCUGUAAGUAGUCCCAUGUAGUGCAACAAUAUGCCGUAACAGCUUGGUAAUGUUCGGCGAAACGCUUCAAUGAGACGCUCGAAUGCGAGUUAA